Messenger RNA from Parathielavia appendiculata, 2685 nucleotides. RefSeq lists its product as uncharacterized. Lineage: Eukaryota; Fungi; Ascomycota; Sordariomycetes; Sordariales; Chaetomiaceae. The annotation marks the transcript as partial. The record is from RefSeq and is a predicted model, not a curated record. The transcript has a single exon.
AUGUUGUCCCGGCCGACCUUCAGCAUCCGGAAGCUCAUCCCGAGUCCCCAGAAGAAGCACGAUGGACCGGAGGACUAUGAGGGCUCGUACUUCUACCACGACGACGACGAUGACAUGGACACACUCAGCAAGAUCAAGACUUGGAGACCGCCCAUGGGGCUGAUGAAGCGGUCCAAGCCGAGCAUCGAUAUUCGCCGGAGUGAGGACCUGCACCGCAUCAUUUGCAUUCCGCCGCUACCGGAUACGCCGCAGUCGUCGACCACUUCUUUGUGCAGCAUUGACAAUGGCACCAGCCCACGUUCCUCGCCUCCGCGCCGACCCGACAGGACUCCUUUGGCAAGUCCCCUGAUGAGCCCCCAGCGAAGCCCGCAAAGGAGUCCCCAAAGAAGUCCACUUCUCCUCCCACAGCAAUUCGAUGAUCACCAACAUCCGCGAGGCAGGAGCCCAAUCUCGGCUCGCUCAUUUCAACACCUGCACCCAACGCCACCUGCAUCUCCUCCCCAGCAGGUCGACAUGGCGCUGGAAACACCGCUGACUUCGCCGAACACGGCCCCCUCGACCUCCGCGACCGCCGCCAGCAGCCAGCCGACAUCUCCCGAAGCAAUCACAGUAACUCCACCAACAGAAACGCCCAUUGAAGGCAACAAUGCCGCCCUCUCCCCGGAUGUCCAGCUUCUCACGCCCACGACCCAGAUGGACGAGGAGUCUAAGCUAAGCAAAACGUUGAGCAACGCGAAACUAUCCGACCAUGAGCUGGACAAGUUAUUCAAGCCCAAGAACUCAACAACCAUGUCCCCUCCGGUGCGCAGAAAGUCGCAGAGGCGCAGCCAGGGCUCCGUCAAGUCGGCCAAGUCUCCAACAAAAGCGUCCAAGAAGGACGCUUUGUUGCCCGCCCAAGCCCGACUCCCUUCUAAUUCGAGGCCAAAGCGGGCAAAGUCAAAGAAGUCGCGGAGAGUGCGGCCACGUGCGCCGGUGAGGCAAUCGUCCAUGUGGCAGUUGACCGAAAGCGCCAAAGACUUGUUUACCAUUCGCAUCUUUCACCGAAUUGAAGUCGACGAGAUGCUCCCAGAGAGCACCUUGCGCGAGAUCCGGAUGAGUAGGGCAGCCCAUUGGACGAGGUCUCCAGAGUUGGGCGUGACACACGUCGAUAAGAGCGCAGCCGCCACACCCAUUGAGCCCCUGAGCCUCGACGAGUCCCUCGACCCAGUGGCAGAGGAGGACAUGGCGACGCCUCGUGCCUCUUUGGUGAAUCAGGGAAUGGAGAUCAAUCGGGACGGUUGCCAAACACCAACGCCGCUGCCGGCAGCACAAGUGACAAGGACAGAGGAUGGGUCCAAUGGGCAGGGACAAGCCGAAGGGCAGUCGGAAAAACAACCAUCGCUGCCAUUACAGCAACCGGAUUCGCCAACCGAAGGGAACCUGCCGAUCAUGGGCGUCGAGGAUGACCAAAUCCCCCAGCGCCAGCCGGCCAAGGCCGAGCAUCUGUCGUCGCCCAUGGUGCCGCUGCCGAUGAAGCCUCCGAUGCACCGUCGCAUGCCAAGCAGACAAUUACCUCCUCUCCCCACCAUUCCCGAGAUCAUGACGACAGGCCCCGAGGAGCCCGCCUUCUCGCCGACACCAGCAGCGUCGCAGCCCGGAUCCGCAACCAAGGUAAACCCGGACGAGUACGUUUACCUCAACAGCACCCCUUACACCCUGACCAUGCCGGCCUUCCGACACGGCAAGAUCCGCCUGGCCAAGGCCGACCUGCCCAUCGGCAAGCUGGCCGCGGCCGUCGACGACACGCUCGACUGGACCGCCUUCCAGAUGGCCAUCCUCGGCGGCGCAGGCGACUUCUUCAGCGAGCCGACCGACUACUCGCGCCCCUCGGAGGCGGAGCUCGACGAGCUCGAGGGGCUGACAUCCUGGUUUGCGAGCUUCGGUUUCCAGGGCGCCGGUUCCCUGGUUGGGCCCAGCGACACAUACCCGCGCACCCCGGGGCUCCAGCAGCCGUGGACGCCCGUCCUGCCGCGCACGCCAACCCUGGCCCCUCCGUCCCCCAACCCGUCCACCCCUAACAGCAGCCCGCGAACCGUCAGCGGCACCCGCAGCCCGGUGGGGAUAAUGAGGAGGAUCGACCCGCCGGAAACAAGCGAGUCCUACAACUACCCAGGCCCCUACUUGGCCGCCUCGUUCGGCAGCGACUCCAUCGCAGGCCGCUUCUUUCCCCCGGCCGCGCCAUCGUCAUCAUCGUCGUCGUCGUCGUCUCUUCUCCACCCCGCGCCGGGGACCGCCGGGUAUGCGCGAGGACACCGCCGCAGCGCGAGCAGCACCACCUUUGGCCACCAUCACCAUCACCAGCAACCGCAACCGCAACAACAACCUUUCACCACGCCCCGGGCAUCAACGACACCAUACAACCAUGCUAUGCACAGCUAUGGUUUCCCACCAUCGGCAUCGGCAUCCUUUGGAGGAGAGAGCCGCAACCGUAAUCACGCCGGGCUGGCGAUCGACUCGGAAAAGAGCCGGCGGCCGAGCGUGGAUAGCGUGCAGAGCUUGCCGCAGAGCCCCAUGAUGGAUCUGGUGGUGAGCCAUGACGUUGAGGGGAAUGAGUACAUGGUGCCGAUGGGGUUCAACCUCAGCCAUGACCUGGGAGACUUUUUGACGUGGCAUGCGGAGCAUGUGUCCGGGGCUGGGUUUGGUGGA